Messenger RNA from Pogonomyrmex barbatus (red harvester ant), 2375 nucleotides. RefSeq names its product Dynein heavy chain at 36C (gene Dhc36C). Gene Ontology annotation, cellular component: dynein complex. NCBI's taxonomy places the organism in Eukaryota, Metazoa, Arthropoda, Insecta, Hymenoptera, Formicidae. Gene Ontology annotation, molecular function: dynein light intermediate chain binding; dynein intermediate chain binding; ATP binding. Gene Ontology annotation, biological process: microtubule-based movement. The record is from RefSeq and is a predicted model, not a curated record.
UAGGAUUUCUAUUUCUGACUUUAUUGAGUCAACAUCUCAAAGAGAUAGAGAGAUAGAGAGAAAGAGAGCACUAUUCUUAUUAUAUUUUUCCUCAGCCUGUAGCUUGCCGCUUUAAGAUGAGCAUCGUCGUGGUCUCCAAGGAUCUCACUUUUGAGCCAUCCUUUGACAAAUUUAAGAAAUCGCUUUUCAAUAUUCUCGAGGCGAUAUGCAACGCCGUGAGGAAUUUUGAAAGAUUGGAGACGCAGCUUUACCUCGACUGGGCGGGACCUCCAGAAUUUCUCAAGCCGCAGAUAUCACAGCCCAUUAUAGAACAGCUCAAGAGACAGAUAAAUCAGUUGAUCGAUUACGAAAGAAUAAUCCCGGAGCGAAAGAUGGCGGAAUUAAGAAAAUACAUGCACUUUUACAACGAUGAGGAGCUUAACCGGGUGGAAGCUUUUUUGCGAUUCGAAAAGAAGAAGUUAGACGAGUACGAAGAGAAAAUUAAGCUGUAUCACGAUCUCGCCCGAAGAAUACCGAUUGAGAUUGAGAGAACAAUUUUCGCAGGAUUCUUCGAAGUAUCUCACGCGCCCUUCGUCAGGACCAUGGUGGAGAACAUCGAACAUCUGAAAGGACUUCUAGUUUCUUACCUUGUUGAUCGAUAUCAGAAUACGACGAAGAAUGUCAUAGCAGAAUAUGAAGCUAUAUCCGAGCGAGUCCUGACCCCGCCUCCCAAUACUGCGGCUCUGAUGAAACUCGUCAAGUUCGUUCAAACUACCAGUGACGUCACUUUAAAGAGCCUGGAGCUCAGACUGCUGGACGUGAUCGAGCACAUCACGUUUCUGUCGGAUUAUUGGUUGCUAACGGAGAGCGAGAUAAGUAACAACAGCGUGGCCUUUCAAUGGUAUCACAGAAUGCCCCAGAUCUUCGAGGACAAUCGGGUGAUCAUCGAGAACAAGAUGCAGGAGUAUCAAGAUGCGCUGAAAGUUAGAUAUCAGAAGUUUGAGGAGGAAUUGGAUUCAUACACGAAGCAAGUGGAGGAGAUGCAAUAUUGGGGCGACAUCGAGGAAGUGUCUCGAUACCAGCGCAGAGCGCAAACUUUAGAGACCCGGCUGAUCACGGCAAUGGACAAGAUCUACAAGUUCAACGAGGAAGAGAUUGCCUUCCACUGGGAGAUCACGCAAUAUCCUCUGCGAAAACAAAUUGCCGAUCGUUUGCAACCGUUCAAGAAGCUCUUUGACAGCAUCUGCGAGUAUUUGGCCAAAUAUGACAAAUGGAUAAAUAGUACAAUCGGCAGCUAUAAUCCUGAAGAGAUCGAUAACGAAGUAACACAAUAUUACAGAAUUAUAUACAAGCUGGAGAAAGCGUUUCAGGAGCCGGACGUGCGCAAGUUGGCGGCUGCAGUACGUGAGAAAAUCGAGGACUUUAAAGAUCGGAUGCCCACGAUAAUGACCUUGGGUAAUCCUGGGUUAAAAGUGCGGCACUGGGAGCAGAUUUCAGCCAUAGCGGGUAUUCCUAUCAAAGUCGACGUCGAUUUAACGCUAGGCAAGGUCCUAGCUAUGGGUCUGGAUCCUUACAUCGCGCAGUUUGAAGGUAUCUCCGAAGCCGCUACAAAAGAAAACACUCUAGAGAAAAGCAUGGACAAGAUGCAGCUGGACUGGAUCGAUCUAAUCUUCACAGUAAAUCUUUACAAAGACACUGGCACUUAUGUUAUCGCCAGCGUCGAUGACAUACAACUUUUGUUGGAUGAUCAUAUUACGAAAGCAGUGAUUAUCAAGAACUCACCUUACAUUAAACCCUUCGAAGUUAGAAUAAUAGUGCAACCGCAUUUGAAAAAAUGUUUCGAGGGUAUAGCUCGACUGAAGUUCAAUGAGGAUCUCGAAGUGCUGGCGAUGCGAUCUACGGAAGGUGAAGAGGUCGAAAUUUUAGAGAUCAUAUCUACUUCCGCUGCCAGAGGCCAAGUUGAGAAGUGGUUGAUCGAAAUCGAAACUGAGAUGCGGAAAAGCGUGCUUUACAUGGUGCAUCAAGCGAUCCUGGCAUAUCAUGCCAAGGAGAGAACGGUCUGGGUUCUUGAAUGGCCCGGCCAGACAGUCCUCUGUGUGGGUCAGACGUAUUGGACGCAACAAGUCGAGGAGGCCAUGUUGGAAGGAGUGACCGGUUUAAAGAGAUACUUAGCGCAAUGUCAGGAAGAGUUAAACAACAUUAUUCUAUUAAUUAGAGGAACCCUCUCAAAGCAGAAUCGUAUCACCUUAGAGGCGCUGGUUACUUUGGAUGUUCACAGUAAAGACGUCCUCGCAGAACUGUACAACGAGCAAGUGGUAAAAAAUACUGACUUUAGAUGGUUGUGUCAGCUUAGAUAUUACUGGCUGGUAAGGAUACUUAAUAAAUGCAAUAAAUAA